AUGGCAAAACACUCUCGGGGUAAGAGUCGUGGAUCGUUGUCCAUCUUUUCGCUUGAUGCUAUCCGCUCACGGGGCUGGGCAGGAUCUAGACAAGCCUGUCGGUUGCUAGAGGAUGACGAUCAGCCGAAGAACCUGCAAAUCAAGCCAGACCAAAUGCAUAGCGCAGCUCAGAUGGCAGAUCCUCUUCUUCGACCAUUGUCUCCCACUCCGGCUUCGAGCAUUCUUCAAAUAUCGAAUCUAGGUCCUGUUACUCUUGCCGAACCGGAGGAUAUCGCCGGACCAUGCCGACAAGUCAUCUCAGAUGCACAAAAGCGAAGCUUCUCAGAGCUGAACGAGAAGGAGGUCGAAACCCCUCCUAAGCAUCGACCAUUGUCAUGGCUACCUCCAGGUGAGACUUCUGGUAGACCUUCACACCUGCCCACCAACAACACCGCUUCGACCGUGGACAGAAGCAUGAUCUCUGCCCCUGUUCUUACAAGCACGACCAAUGCAAAAGUUGCCUUGACUGAAGGAGUGCAUUGUGGCAAAAUAACAACGUCUGGCCUUGCAACCUCUUCUUGGCAUCCAAAAUCAGGCUGGGUCGCUACCGAGGAUGCUGAAGACCAUGCUAAAGACCAGGCUACUAAGUUGCAAGAACAGAAGACUAGGGACGGUCAAAUAUUGCUCCCCUCUCAGCAUUCGAACGGAUUCCACAAGAUGUCCAAACGAUCGUCUAAGCGUUCAGCAAGCAUAAAUAAUGCUCUGUCUAAAGUGAAGGAGGCGUUGACGAGCCGUUUGCGACAAGCUAGUGAUCCUCAAACUUAUCGCUCAGUUUUCAGUAGAGAUAAGUUUGUGCGUCUUGGGGAUGAUUGUCAGCCACAGUCUCCUGUCAACGAUAAGCCUGGCCGCAGUGGAACAGAAGUGCAGAAUUUGGGUGCAGACCACAGCAGGGCGCUCAGUGACCGCGGGCAAGUCAAAAGAAAGCCUAUGCAAUGCCAAGGGCAUGAUAUCCAGGAUCCUCCGAAGGAGGGAAAACGUCCGUUCUUGAUUGAAGUGGAUGAUAGUGCUAAGAAUGGUUGCUAUUGCGCAGAUCAAGAACAACACGCAGUGGAUUUUCACUUUGAAGAUCUGGAGACCUCUUUCGCUAAAGCUGUCGAAAAGCUUGACUUCCGCAUCAGGGGAGACAAGGUAUCACUUACUUCAUUAUCAUCCAUUUUUCAGUCAGGAAAAAACAUCUCUGCGCCAAACAAAACGAGAAUUGUACAGCCUACACAGGGUUUAGCUCGUGUGCCCUGUCUUCAACUCCCAGCAAACGCAGGUCACCCUCCACAAACGUUGUCACAAGAUUCGACUUCCAACAAGCUUGCAACAGACCAGCCAAGUAUGGGGCAAUGCGCGAGCUGCGCACUUUCGUGCAGUUUCGGUCAUGCCAAAGCACCAGCAGAGGUCUAUUCCACUCCCUAUCAGAUGGAUCCAGUCCCUAGUCAAGAGCUCGACAAUUCAGAUCGCGCUGCACGUGCAGAACGGAUCUUUUCUCGCGGUCACUUGAAUCCUCUAGCCAGCCAUCCAGAUUUGACAAAAUUCGCAGAGCAACCAAGUCCGACAAUGACUGACCCAGACGUCCCUCCCACUCCGACACCGACUAAGCCAAAGAUUCCUUCGUAUACAGAAACAGCAGGCGUCCAGCUUACACAUACAAAGCCUGAUCUCAACGACUUGGAAGGUGCUCCUAUCUACUCUCCAUCCAUCGGAAGUCUUGGUCAAUACGAUCGAAACACGCCUUCAUCCGCGUCGGCCAGUGCGAACUUUUCAUCCCACAAGCUUGGUGCUGCGAGCAGUCGAAGACCCCUCCUCGAAACUCCUACUAGGCCACCAAGACGUGGUACAGACAGGCGCCACAUGGCUUCGAAGAAUGACCACCAUCGAUCAAGAACAUUUCCAAAUCAGGCAUCCCCAAAUCAAGCAUGGCACGGACCUAACAAGAACGAUGAAAAUCGUGGGUCUCGCCCAGGCAUCAUGCAAGCACGAAACGUCAGUGAUGGAGGUGAAGAGAAAUCGGAAAGAACUCUCGAAACCAGAAACCAAAACCUGAUGAGCGAGACCCAUUGUGUUGGUGACAAGAUUCGGAGCGGCCUUGGCGCCAACACAAGUGCUAGCAGAGCGAUCAUCGAGAGCAGCGACAGGAAUGGGACCGGUUGGAUUUGA
This is a messenger RNA of Endocarpon pusillum Z07020, 2184 nucleotides long. RefSeq lists its product as uncharacterized. The coding region runs from base 1 to 2184 and encodes 727 amino acids. NCBI's taxonomy places the organism in Eukaryota, Fungi, Ascomycota, Eurotiomycetes, Verrucariales, Verrucariaceae. The record is from RefSeq and is a predicted model, not a curated record. The transcript is spliced from 2 exons.